AUGGAGGAGGUGAUGGAGGAAGUGAUGGAGGAGGUGAUGGAGGAGGUGAUGGAGGAGGUGAUGGAGGAAGUGAUGGAGGAGGUGAUGGAGGAGGGGAUGGAGGAGGUGAUGGAGAAGGUGAUGGAGAAGGUGAUGGAGGAAGUGAUGGUGGAGGUGAUGGAGGAAGUGAUGGAGGAGGUGAUGGAGGAGGUGAUGGUGGAGGUGAUGGUGGAGGUGAUGGAGGAGGUGAUGGAGGAGGUGAUGGAGGAAGUGAUGGAGGAGGUGAUGGAGGAGGUGAUGGAGGAAGUGUUGGAGGAGGUGAUGGAGGAAGUGAUGGAGGAGGGGAUGGAGGAGGUGAUGGAGGAGGUGAUGGAGGAGGUGAUGUAG
Messenger RNA from Knipowitschia caucasica, 366 nucleotides. Lineage: Eukaryota; Metazoa; Chordata; Actinopteri; Gobiiformes; Gobiidae. The record is from the annotation of a GenBank genome assembly.